Messenger RNA from Morone saxatilis (striped sea-bass), 721 nucleotides. It is a transcript of the gene selenoh, whose product is annotated as selenoprotein H. NCBI's taxonomy places the organism in Eukaryota, Metazoa, Chordata, Actinopteri, Moronidae. The record is from RefSeq and is a predicted model, not a curated record. Gene Ontology annotation, cellular component: Golgi apparatus. The transcript has 5 exons.
CCCCUACAGCCAAGUAGUUUGGUACAGCCGACAUGCGCGCGAAACUAAAGUUUUGUAACAGCAAUGGCGUCUAAAGCAGGUCGCCGAGGGACGAAGCGCAAAGCCGAGGUCCAGGUUGAGGAGGAGGAGGAGGAGGAGGAGGAGGAGAAAGACAGAGGAGAGGGGGAGGACGACCAGGAGGGCCAGAGGGUGGUCAUUGAACACUGUAAGAGCUGACGAGUGUAUGGGCGUAAUGCUGAGGAGGUGAAAUCCGCCCUCCUGGCUGCCCACCCUGGACUGACUGUGGUCCUCAACCCUGAGAAACCCCGCAGGAACAGCUUUGAGAUUACUCUGCUGGACGGAGGCAAAGAAACGUCUCUGUGGACUGGAAUAAAGAAGGGUCCGCCUCGUAAGCUGAAGUUUCCUCAACCCGAUGUUGUAGUUGCUGCUCUAAAGGAGGCUCUAAAGGCUGAGUAGAGACCUCGUGAAGCCAACAGUUCGGGAGAUGUGGCUCAAGGAAGCAGAAUGAUGAGGAGUGACCAAUGGGAAGUUCUCAGUCUCUUCUCUGAUGAUCCAAGCUUCAGUAGCUCAUGUCUUCUGGAUACAUGGUGACACCUAGUGGAGCAUCUCUGCACCAAUACAUUUCACAACUUCUGCUGUUUUCUUAGUGUUUCUCCAUUCCUCAACGGUUUAUUGUGCUUUUAUAUGUCUUUAUGGUAAAUAAAAUGCUUCUUGUUUCUUA